This is a messenger RNA of Drosophila elegans, 2994 nucleotides long. RefSeq lists its product as uncharacterized. The record is from RefSeq and is a predicted model, not a curated record. The transcript has 8 exons. Bases 564 to 2930 code for a protein of 788 amino acids. NCBI's taxonomy places the organism in Eukaryota, Metazoa, Arthropoda, Insecta, Diptera, Drosophilidae.
GCUAUUUGCAAGUCGAGAGCCGCGCGAGACAGACGUGCGCCUGCAACCACGAUCGCCCCAGCAAAUUAAAGUGAAAUAAAAGUAAACAGAUAAAGCAAAGUGCAUUUGGCUAAUGGAAGUGGCAAGAGUCAAAGCCAAAGCCAGACGAUAUUUUCAAAAAAUAAAUGCUUGAAUAAUGCUUGUGCGUGUAUGAAUGUGUUUGGCAGUAAUUAGCACAACGAUGCUGACUGACCCACAUCGGGCUAAUUUAUAUUUCACUACAAAUGGGCAGGAUUCAGAAUUGAACUGAAGUGGACCCGGAUGCUCGGUUCUGGCCCAUUUGCAUAUGCAAAUAGUUCAAUCUGCAGGCGAUUGAGUGGCAAACAAUCCGUGCACGUGCCCAAAGUGUUAAACUGUGCCAAACAUAACCAGCAAACAGGCAAAAAGCCAGUGUUCAAAUAGCCCUGUUCGUGUAAUGCGUUUACGAGGCUGACCCGUGUGCUAGCCAAAAAUCAAUUACAAUAUAUUACACGAGCAUGCCAAACUAUUUGCGGUCGGCACCACAAAAACGCAUCUGAAAAACAAUGCACCAAUCCACCCUGACCGCCCCCUGGCUAUGCAAAUUAGCAAUUGCAGCGAUUUUGCUAGUGCUCCGGCAGAAUCUAAGCGUUGCCCUGCUGCUCAAGUGUCCGCUGCACCAGUUGCAGUUGCAGAAGAUCGUGGGUUUCCGCCCACCACUGGAGUAUCUCAAUGAGGGGAACCUGAUCCACGGCCCGGAAAUGGCGAGCUCCUUCAAGGAUCAGGAACUGCCGGCCAGCCAGGUGUGCUGGCGCAUCUGCAACGAGGAUCCCGACUGCAUUGCCUAUGUGCAUCUGCUGGACACGGACGAGUGCCAUGGCUACUCUUACUUCGAGCGAACCUCGCGAUACCUGGCCAUUUCGGGGGAACUGCCGCUGGUGGCCGACGGCGCGGCCGUGUUCUACGAAAAGACCUGCCUCCGAGUUCCCGAUGCGUGCCGAGGGCGUCUCUGGGCACUGACCAAAAUCCCCGGCAGCACGCUGGUCUUCCAGAGCAAGAAGACCAUUCCGACGCUGGUCACGCGGCGUGAGUGCGCCGAGCGCUGCUUCUUCGAAGCCCAAUUCAAAUGCCUCUCCGCCUCCUUUGCGCCAUCGUAUCGGAACAAUCGUGAGCGGUUCCGUGGCGAGUCGGGUCCUGGCCAGAGGCCCUCCCCCCGCCUGGGCAGGUGCAUGCUGAGCGACAGGGACAAGACCAUCCAGCCGGACGCCUUCCGGGCGGCUCCCUACGACGAGGAGUACAUGGAGAACCAGUGCCACGAGCGGGCCGUCGAGAGCGACAACUGCUCGUACGAGCUGUACGCCAACAGCAGCUUCAUCUACGCGGAGGCCAGGUACUUGGGACUCUCCCAGAAAGAGUGUCAGGCGCUGUGCUCGCACGAGACCAAGUUCUACUGCCAGGGCGUCUCCUUCCACUAUGUGAACCAGCUCUCGCCGUCCGAGUGCCUGCUCCACUCCGAGGACAUCGUGUCCCUGGGUCCACGCAGCCUGCAGCUCCGGGAUAACUCGGUCUACAUGCGGCGGGUCAAGUGCUUGGAUGUCAGGGUGUUUUGCACCCGCGAUGAGAUGUCCAUCAAGUACAACCCGAAGGACUGGUUCGCUGGAAAGAUCUAUGCCAGCAUGCACUCCAAGGACUGCCUGGCCCGCGGAUCCGGCAACGGCAGUGUCCUGCUGACGCUCCAGAUCGGCAGCGAGGCCAAGGAGAGCCGCUGUGGCAUCCUGCGCGCCUACGAAAUGACUCAGGCCUACCAAAGAACCUUCAUCUCUGCCCUGGUGGUCAUCCAGAACAACCCGAAUGUGCAGACCCAGGGCGACCGGCUCAUCAAGGUGGGAUGCAUCCAGAGCAACGCCACCGCCUCGCUGGGCGUUUCGGUGCGGGAUAGCAGCGUGGAUGCCUCGGAGCACGUGCCCAGUGCCAUUGCCCUGGAGUCCUCGUUGGAGUACGCCGAACACAUGUUCCCGCACGAGGGCGUCGUCCACUACAACAGCAGCACUGGCCCCAGUCCGUAUCCCAGCAUCUCGCUCCAGAUUAUGGAUCUGUCGCACCAGCACGAGACGAACGACGUACAAAUUGGCCAGAACCUUGAACUCCAGAUCGUGGCGGAGUACAGCCCGCAGCAGCUGGCCGAGCACACGGAGUUGCAGUUGGCACCGCUGCCGGACUUUCGUGCCAGCUCGCUGGUGGCCAAGACGGCGGACAACGAGAACUACGUGCUGCUGAUCGAUGAGCGCGGCUGUCCCACGGACGCCAGUGUGUUUCCGGCCCUGGAAAGGGUUCACUCGGCCACCAGGAGCAUGCUGCGCGCCCGCUUCCAUGCUUUCAAGUUCUCGGGCACCGCCAACGUGAGCUUCGACGUCAAGAUCCGCUUCUGCGUGGAGCGUUGCUCGCCCAGCAACUGUGCGAGUGCCUCCUGGCAGCGGAGAAGGCGGCAGGCGGAUCAGCCAGAUCGCAGACCGGAAGACCUGCGUGUCCAGAACCCAGUGUACAUCUCGACCGUGGUGGACGUGGCCCCGGAACAAGGCAAGCGGAACCAGUCCACUGCGCAAGAGGAACUGCCUCUCAACUACAACAUCCGGGUACAUGGUCCGGACCAGAGCAACGCCAACAGCUACCUGUACGGCGAGCGGGGAGUGCUGCUGAUAGCCGGCAUCGACGACCAGCUGCACCUGGAGAACGUCUGCAUCAACCAGAGCCUUCUGAUCGCACUGUUCAUCUUCUGGCUGAUCUGCCAGGUGGCCAUGCUCUUCGGCUGCGGCAUGGUGCUGCAGCGCUACCGCCGGCUGGCCAAGCUGGAGGACGAGCGCCGGCGGCUGCACGAGGAGUACCUGGAGGCUAGGAGGGUCCACUGGGCGGACCAGGGCGGAUACACACUCUAACAUUCGGCUGGGACACAAUGCGUACAAAAAGCAUCUUAAUUUAAUAAACCUAAACCUAUGCGAA